AGAGAGAGAGAGAGAGAAAGCAGGAAGGCAGAGCUUCUUCUCCUCAUCCUCUCGCCACCACCAUCAAACCCCCCUUCUCCCACAUCUCAGAUCCCAUCCAUCCAUCCAUCCCUACCGAUGCCGCCACCCCGAUCGACCCCGCUGCAACGCUGAACCUCCACCUACGACUACGUCGACGCCAUGCCCGCCAUGGUCGCAGACGCGCCGCCCUCCCCCUCCUCGUCGGCGAUCUGGUCGCGCCACCGCGACGAGAUCACUUUCGACCGCCUCCGGAAGUUUUGGAGUGCCCUGUCUCUUCAAGGACGCCAUGCGCUCCUUAGGAUAGAUAAGCAGACCCUCAUCGAGCAUGCUCGUAAGAAUCUGUACUGUUCAAGGUGCAAUGGGCUGCUCUUAGAAAGUUUCACACAAAUUGUGAUGUAUGGGAAGUCAAUGCAUCAAGAAGGUUCAAGUGAACAAAGGAGUCUUGAGAUUGAACCACAUGAUGUUCAGGACCCAUCAGUUCAUCCUUGGGGAGGCCUUUCAACAACAAAGGAUGGCAUCCUAACUCUUCUCGACUGCUUUAUAAACGCAAAGUCUCUUCAUGUACUCCAGAAUGUAUUUGACAAUGCACGAUCGAGGGAGCGUGAUCGGGAAAUGCUUUAUCCUGAUGCAUGCGGUGGAGGAGGAAGAGGAUGGAUUAGCCCAGCUAUAGCUAAUUAUGGCAGAGGGCAUGGAACACGAGACACAUGUGCUUUGCACACUGCCCGACUUUCGUGCGACACUUUGGUGGAUUUCUGGUCUGCAUUGGGAGAUGAAGCUAGAUCAUCUCUUCUACGGUUGAAGGAAGAGGAUUUCACUGAAAGACUUAUGCAUAGGUUCGACAACAAGAGGUUUUGCAGGGACUGCAGAAAGAAUGUUAUUCGUGAAUUUAAAGAGCUAAAGGAUCUGAAACGCCUACGUAGGGAACCUCGCUGCACUAGUUGGUUCUGUGUUGCAGACACAGCUUUUCACUGUGAGGUGUUUGAGGAUUCAGUUCUAGUUGAUUGGCACCAAGAUUUCUUGGAGCAAGAUGGAGCUUAUCAUCAUUUUGAAUUGGGUAUUGGAACAGAUGAAGGAAAAGCUGAUAUUCUAGAAUUUGAAGACGUGGGAAUGAAUGGCCAAGUCCACAAGAAAGGCCUCGAUCUUGAUCAGUAUGAAGACUAUUUUGUCACCUUGAGAGCAUGGAGGCUGGAUGGCCGCUGCACGGAAUUCUGCGUGAAGGCCCAUGCCUUGAAGGGCCAAUCAUGUGUUCACCGCAGACUAAUUGUGGGGGAUGGGUUUGUGACGAUUACCAAAGGUGAAAGUGUUAGAAGCUUCUUUGAGCAUGCUGAAGAAGCAGAGGAGGAUGAUGAAGACGAUGCAAUGGACAGGGAUGGGAAUGAUCCAGAUGGCGAUGGCCUUCAUCCACAGAAGCAUGCUAAGAGCCCUGAGCUUGCAAGAGAAUUUCUCUUGGAUGCUGCUACAGUGAUUUUCAAAGAACAGGUUGAAAAGGCUUUCAGAGAAGGGACAGCCCGGCAAAAUGCACACAGUGUAUUUGUGUCUCUUGCAUUGAAACUAUUGGAAGAGCGGGUUCAUGUUGCUUGCAAAGAAAUAAUUACAUUGGAAAAGCAGACCAAGCUUCUUGAAGAAGAAGAGAAAGAGAAGCGUGAAGAAGAAGAACGCAGAGAGAGGAGGAGAGCAAAAGAUAGAGAAAAGAAGCUUAGAAGAAAAGAAAGAUUGAAAGAAAAGGGAAGAGAUAAGGAAGAAACUCCAGUUUCAAAAUUUUGUGAUAUCUUGCUGUCACCUCUAAGCAAGUCGAUCACACCAGGUAGUUGUCAAUCACCUGAUAUGCUCGACUCCAGAUACUCAGCUAGUGAAGAGGAAGAUAAUAUUCUUGCUACAGAACAUUCCUCUCCUGAAACCUCUGCUGAUCAAUGCUUAAGCACUGAGUCUGAUGAACAAAGCAAUGAGCAAUGUGGUAAAACAGCAGAAUUCGUUCCCACAGAUUGCAAUGACUCUUUCAUAUGCGAGCAGUCUAAAUCAAGAAGAAAAAUGAAAUUCAGAAGGGACUCCUUCCACGAACAGGCAAACAAUUGUUGGUAUGAAGACCGCCAAGAUGGCUCUGGGGACAUGGGUGACAUUCACUGCCAAUCAAGGGAGCGAAUAAGGAGUACUGCUAGAAGCUGCAACCCCUCGUUCAGUACAAAUAGCCGGACAAGAGAUAGAUACGAGUACAACUCCUGUAGUUGCGGCCAUCAGGAAGAUUACAGAUAUUAUCCCUCAACAGCUAGAUCAGUUAGGGAGAUGAAGAUGCCUAGGAAAACAUUGCUUGAAAAGCCCAGGUUGCAGUACCGCAGGUGCUAUCCAUUGGAUAGUUUCGUAGUGCCAAAAGGAAGCCGGGGCUGUAGUACACCAAGCAAGAAUGCAAGUCCAAAGCAAGUAUGGGAACCAAUGGAUGCAAAAAAGAAAGCUGGCUUAGGUAAUGCAAAUGACGAUCUUGAAACAGUUGAUAAUGCUGAUCAAUCUGAUCAGUUGAAGUGUUCUAAGGAUAUCAAUACAUGCCAGAAGCUUGACAUAGAACCACCUGCUGAGGUUUGUCCUGAUAAGUCUGAGGAACCUUGUAAGUUGGACACAGAUGAUCCAUGCAAUAAAGGAGACAUAGCUCAAGCUGCUUACUGUGAUGCACCUAUUGUGGCGAACAAGCAAGAUUCCUGCUUGACAAAUGAUGCUGGUCAAAUGGAGAAGUUAACCAGUUCAGAUAGUUCGUCAUGUCUAAGUGAGGGAGACAUAGACAGCAGCAUCAGCAGCUUGACCUCAUUGAGUGCUCAGAACCCAGAAUCCUCUUCUACUUCUGAUUCAGAAGAAUCUUCGGAAAGGAACAAUGGCAGCCCAAGCGAUCCGCCAGCAAAGAGUGCUUCCCGUUCAUUACUGGAGAUGUGUGCAGGAAAUGGUUUCAGAGAAUACCAACCGAAAAGCAUACAAUCUCCUGGACCCAACCAAUUUGGGUUUGGUAUGGCUCCUUUCCAGGACCAUGUGUUGCAUCACCACAAGGUACAUGCACCGCCGUACUCAUCAACCUUUGUUGGGUUCCACAGCCAUCCGUUGUCAGUUCCAACGAGCGGAUACCUACCAUAUUCUCAGCCAGGCAACUUCUACCCCAGCCCAGUCGGAUAUGGUGUUACUGGGAACCAGUGUGUCGACUUCUCAAUGCAGUACAGCAAUGUACAUCCUUAUUCAGGUCCUCCUGAAUAUGGGUAUGUACCUGCACAGCCAGUCAAUAAGCCUAUUUUGACCUUCUGUGCCAUGCCACCACCGCUAUCUAUAAAUGGAGCACAACUGGUCAUGACUCCAGACAUGCGGCACCGUACCUCAACUCCUGAAUCGGAGUUUGUUGCAGCCCAAAAUGGCUGUUCCGAGCACAAUAGCAAACUGGGAGAUGACAGCACGCCCUUCUCAUUGUUUGAAUUUAACCUGCCAAUAGGCCCUCCUGCCUCGGUGCUGUCCAAAGAUGAGCGGAGUGGACGAGCAACUGCAAUGAAACCACCAACGGGUCAAUCUCAGCCUUGCUCGAGGGAGGAGACAGAUGUCAAGGAAUACAACCUGUUCGCCGGAACCACAAACACCAUACACAUACCUUCGUUCACCUAGACAGACAGCAAACAAAGCAGCUAUUAUUUAUCACAGCAUAAUACUUAGCGAGUGAUUUGUAUUCCCCACAAACAGAAUAAUACCUCGAGGGUUUUUACAGCAGUCCCCUCGAAUAUUUAUUUCUUCUCUUUUCAUUUGAUUUGCUCCCCAUGUGUGUAUGAAAAUUGGAAAAGAUCGUUGAGUGGUAUAGAAUCUACAUUUUUUU
This is a messenger RNA of Lolium rigidum, 3850 nucleotides long. RefSeq lists its product as uncharacterized. The coding region runs from base 181 to 3645 and encodes 1154 amino acids. NCBI's taxonomy places the organism in Eukaryota, Viridiplantae, Streptophyta, Magnoliopsida, Poales, Poaceae. The record is from RefSeq and is a predicted model, not a curated record. The transcript has 8 exons.